Candidula unifasciata is the source of this 711-nucleotide messenger RNA. The record is from the annotation of a GenBank genome assembly. Lineage: Eukaryota; Metazoa; Mollusca; Gastropoda; Stylommatophora; Geomitridae.
AUGACCACGGGGAUUGUACUGCGAGCCUUGUCCGCGCUUUUCCUACCGCCCAGUAUCCGAGGCUACGCCGUGGAUUUUGUCUCCACAAUGGAAGCGUGCGCGUAUUUCUUUGAGAAUAACUUUGUACUAGCCCAUUACGGGAGUUUUUGGUUUGCAGUCGCCAUAGUGAUUCAGUGUUUCAUUUGCGCUCGGACUUUUGGUGAAUCCAGCGAGAACCCAGUUAAAGCCAUACAUCAUUUGAUCUUGGUUCAGACUCUCGCAGGGCUGGCCUCGUAUCGCUUCGCAAAGCUGGUGUGGGCGUUAGAUCUUAUCUCAGAUCAUCACGAGCGCUAUUAUGAAGCUUCAUGUGAGAGCGACCUUCAUGUAACACUGUUGAUGGGUUUCCUCAUAGAAAUGUGUGCUUGUCUGAGCGAAACUUGGCUUUCCAUGCAGACUGUGUCCAGCACUCCAAUCUUGGAUGAACUCAUCAAGUACAUUAAUGCAGCCAUCAUGAUUACUAUUGGUUUCACAACAACAGGAAUGUACUUCAACCCAGCUAUGGCUAGCGGACACACGCUUGGUUGCCACGGUACGGCUCUCUGGGAGCAUUUCUUUGUCUACUGGUUGGGCCCUUUCCUGGGAUGUUUUGUAGCUCUGCAGAUCAACAAGUUGAUUCACUUCGACGUGACCAAGAGGGCAGUGGAGUCUAGCCAUGACAAGAAGUUGAAAUGA